AUGCGUCGGCGGCAGCCUUUUUCCUUCGCGUUCCCCCCCAUCUACCACGUCCGACAGGAAAGACCUUUUUGUUCAAGGUAUAUUUGUCUUCUUCUUUUUGGAAUUGGCUUGAAUAUGGAAUCUCGACUAUGGCCGAUCCGACGAGCACUUCAGGGAGUUUCGCCGGUUUGGAAGAAUGCUCCUUCGGGCCUCCUUCGCCGAGACACUGCACCGGCGGUGUGCUUCGAUGACUGCGAUGGCGCUUACAAGGUCGCCUUGUCGAUCGGGAAAUCCGACAAGCUGUGCGCUUCUGGAGGCUCGUUUAUGGGCUUAUACCAGGCCUGCAGAUCAUGCAUCGAGGAAAAUUCCGAAGGCUCCAGUCAGGACAUAAAUAGUUACCUGGAGCCCAAAUUCGCCCAAUUCGUCGCCUAUUGCGAAGGAGGGGAUGCAGAUGCGAGUGGAGGGAUCGGUGACGGAACCACGGCUUGUGAUGAAUGCAUCACGACGGCCUUGGAGGAUUACAGAGGAUCUACCGUCAUGAUAGUUUUGGGUACCAAGACGGUGCCAACAUCGUCGCUUCUUGACAAGUCGGUCUUCAGGUAUGUAACAGUCAAGCAGACGGUUACGUAUCACGAAACUGGGCAAGCAUCGUCGACUGCCACUUCAGGGACAGAUCGCAACGAGCCAGACAGUCCACCUGGUCCUGACAUUGCCACCAUCGUUGGCCCCGUCGCCCCCUCGGUCGUACUCCUCAUCGUCCUCAUAUUCCUCGGCUUUCGAUGGUACAAGAAGAGAGAAAGGAUAAAGGAUCAAGAAGCCCAGAUCGAACCGGACGAAGAACCCAAGGUGGAAAAGGCCCAGCUACACUCGGAUUGCAUAUCUCGACCCACGUACGAGUUGGAGGGUUCAACACCCUUCAUUCCAGAUCCGAUUCCUCCGGACGGGGCUGAGAUGGCUGCAAACGAGGUUGCUGCUCAUGAGAUGCCGACAGACAAGAAGCUGGGGGAGAGAAGAGCUGAGGGGGGCGAGGAUCAGGUUAAGACGGAAGAAAGCAAGGGCGCGGAGAGCAAGCCGGACGAAAGAAAUGUAGGGAAUGGAGGCAACGACACAGCAGGCGCUUCCAAGUAA
Molecule: messenger RNA, 1107 nt
Organism: Fusarium keratoplasticum
Lineage: Eukaryota; Fungi; Ascomycota; Sordariomycetes; Hypocreales; Nectriaceae
Exons: 4
Coding region: 1-1107 (368 amino acids)
Source: RefSeq, a predicted model, not a curated record